Ostreococcus lucimarinus CCE9901 is the source of this 3126-nucleotide messenger RNA. RefSeq lists its product with no specific name. NCBI's taxonomy places the organism in Eukaryota, Viridiplantae, Chlorophyta, Mamiellophyceae, Mamiellales, Bathycoccaceae. Gene Ontology annotation, cellular component: nuclear pore; nuclear pore outer ring. Gene Ontology annotation, biological process: post-transcriptional tethering of RNA polymerase II gene DNA at nuclear periphery; mRNA export from nucleus; protein import into nucleus. Gene Ontology annotation, molecular function: structural constituent of nuclear pore. The coding region runs from base 1 to 3126 and encodes 1041 amino acids. The record is from RefSeq and is a predicted model, not a curated record. The transcript has a single exon.
AUGCCGAGCGACGGCGAUCUCGCGAACGAUGAGAACGCCGACGCGGUCGCGCCGAAGAAACGCGCCGAAGCGAUCGCGAACGAUGACGGUGACGCGUUGAAUCCGUUGGUGCCGCUGCGCGCGCUCGACGAUGAGACGCUCGCGAGCGCGCGCGCGACGCGGGAGAGCGACGCGGACGCGCGGACGACGGUGGAGGAUGACGUGCGCGCGGAGGAGUUCGCGUUCGCGGAGGCGCUGAUGCGGGUGAAACGGGAAGGCGCGGGCGCGGGGGGGGCGGCGGCGAUGUUCGAAGACGCGUGUCGGUUGCGAGCGCGGGAACUGCGGACGCGAGCGGAGGCGCGAAGACGGCGAGCGCCGAGCGUGGCGAAGCGUGAGGUGGGCGAGGCCGAGGCGCUGGAGCGGGAGGCGCACUCGUGGUCGUUGAUUUAUCACUUGCUCGGCGACGGGGCGACGGUGGAGCGGGAGAGCGCGGAAAAGGAAACUGAAGUGCUGCGCGCGACGCCGAGGGAGGAGGGCGGGACGAGAGGAGACUUUCUUCCGCCGCCGCUUCGCAGUCGACUGCGAUGCGCGUCUCGAGACGAAGAGCGAGAUCCGGUGACGUUUAGAUUGAAUAGAAUAAUCGCGUGGUUGGAGGCCAACUCGGCUUCAGCGCUUCGCAGAGCGGAGCUGGAUGGCACGGCGUACGAUGGAAGGUUUUUGCGAGAUGAGUGCGAUUGGCGCGCAACCGCGGAUGCCAUCGACGCGUCGGCUAAGUGUGAUCCGGAUGGUAAUCCGCUGUCGACGUCGCUGGACCCGGACGGGCCCAUGCGCACGAAAUCGGCGCUGCACCCGUCCAACGCGGACGCGGAGGUUCGAUUGUGUAAACGGUUGUGGAAGCUCAUUCGCGCUGGGAGCGUGCAAGAGGCGCGCGAUUUGUGCUCCAAAGUCGGUCAGCACUGGCGCGCCGCCUCGCUUGGCGGUGCCUCGGGCUGGGGACCGGCUCCAGUCGGCAGCACUGCUGACGAAGAGCUCGAGCGAGACAUUCGUAAGCUCUUGGCGCUUCGCGACGAGGACGCGCUCGCGGCACAAAAUGAAGUUGACCUCAACGACGAUGCUACUGCGGCCGAGUGCGACGGUAUCGGCACUGCGCGUCGCGCGCUGUGGAAAUGGACCUGCAUGGUAGCCGCACGUCACAUCGACAAAGCCGGCAAGCUUUCGCAAACGCCCGCGGCCAAGUAUGAGGCGAGUGUGUACGGGGCGCUAUGCGGUGAUUUACAAACGAUGCUCGCCGUUUGCGAGGGUGAUUGGGAGUCCACGGCGUGGGCUUACACCCGAGCGCUGUUCGAUCUUCGGGUCGAUGCCGUCGUGAACACGGGCAAGGUGCUCGACGACGUGUCAAACUUUGAACCUGGCGAAGUCGUGCGAGAUCCGACUGAGCUAGAGACGACGGAUGACGCUGUGGAUCGUUUGGGCGAACCACGAUGGCCAACGCGAGACGUCAUCAACGCGACGCCAAAGACAGUGGAAGAAAUUUUGCUAGUCAAGAUGCCCGAACGUUUUCCCGACGCCGACGCGCAUCGAACGGUGCAGACGCACUUGAUUCUCGGUAAGAUGAAGGAGUUAUUGUUGGACCAUAUGAUGCGAUGGAUCUUCCCUGAGGACGAGCUUGAUUCAAAUGUCGAACGUGUAAGUUCCGAGCCGCUCGACAUUGGUCUCACCCGCUUUACCGCGCAUGCGCUACUGUUUUUAGAGUCGUUGUUGCCGGAAGGUGGUGGAUUAUCUCCCGGAGGCGAGCUUUACUUUCACUUGAAUAAGGUGCUCAACUUGUACGUUGUGCACUUGAUCGCAAACAAGCGUUACGCGUUGGUGCCAGCGUACGUGGUGCACUUGAGACACCCUCUGUUGAUUGAAACGUACGCCAAUUUCUUGGAUCUCCUGGCGCCCGCCGUGCUUUCUCGCAAGACGCUGUGUUACGCCGAGGCGGCGCUUUGGAUGGAAAUAGAGGGCCCGGGCGGGUGGCGAGAAAUCGUCACGAGAGCCUUAAGCGACUCCACGAGUCUCGUGAACGUUCACCGAGGACCCGAGUAUCGACGUUUGAUGCUCCAGUGGGCGUGCGUUACGAGUGAGACGUACCCAGAAGCGGUGAAACACGCGUGUUUGCUGCUCCGCCAACUCAUGUGCCAGCGAACGUCGAUCGAGGUCUUUGCGAAUGACGCCCCAGUGGAUGGUGAACUCCGUGCUCGCGUCAUCCUACUCGAGGAGCUUCCAGAAGUCGCGCAAGAGGAAGCGAGAGCGAACGGAGCCGCGGCCGCUGCGGCUGAACUUGCCGACUGGGCGAGAUACCUCGCCGCCACGGAGGCUAUUUCGCAAUGGAAGCAAGUCUGGAGCGUGAACGAAUCGAGACGACUAGACGUAGCGGCACAAAACACUCGCCCGUACGCUCCAAAUUCAGCGGGGGAAGUGACUGAAGACGAGCUGGCGAAGGCACGCGACGCCAUCGACGCCGUCGUGGCGCUUCUUCGGUCGGAGAAUUGGCUCGACGACGAAGCGUUGUACGACGACAUGGAACAAACGGGCGACGCGACGCUACGGGUUGUCGCGAUUCCCGUCGCCAAAGCUUUCGACGACCCAUUGACUUCGGCGAAUAUGAGUAUUGAGCAAAUCGCCCGAGAUCUCGAGACGUUGCUUGGCUCAAAGUUCGCUCAAGGCGUCGUUGAGGUGAGCGCGACUGUAGGCGUCACGCCCGGCGAGUGUCCUGCGCGCGUGGAAGGUGAGUACGGUCAAGUCGUCGUGCAGAUCUCCACCGAAUGCAACGAUGAAGAUCGAGCGUCGCUAUACCAAGACGUCUCGCUGGCGAUGGCCGACUGCGUCAAGGGUGAUCUCCCAGGACAAGAAGUCACGCUCGACGUACAAUCAGUCGGUGGCAGUAGCGAGACGUUGGUACAUGCGUUAUGUCGGGCAAUCUGCGUGCCUUCGCUCGUGAUCCAAGCGGCGCAAGUCGAAGCCGCCACGCGCACUGGAACGACACAAAUAAUUGAAAUGACCGCCGACCCGAAGUUUGGUGUGCACAAGUAUUUCGCCCCGACGGAACUCCGAUGGUUGUUGGAACUCGGACGCGAGAUCGGUUUGACAAUUUUGGACAAAUAG